CAGGAGGUGGAGGGAAAGGAGUGGCAUCGCCUGUGCCUCGAGUGUACAGUCUACUGGAGAGGGAGGCUUCCUGUCAUCAGCCUCAGUCAUACCAGAGGGCGGAGAAGAGGGGAUGGCAGAAAACAGCUCCGAUGCUUGUGAUUCCGUCUAUCGGAGGUGUUUGACUCAUUCUCCCGGGGACAAACCCCAAUUAAUCACCAACGGCACAUCCAAAUGGGUUCGCUUGAACGUGGGGGGGACGUACUUCCUAACAACACGACAGACGUUGUGCCGAGAUCCGAAAUCAUUUCUGUUCCGACUGAGCCAGGCUGACCCUGACCUCGACUCUGACAAGGAUGACACAGGUGCUUAUCUCAUAGAUCGAGACCCAGCGUACUUUGGGCCGGUGCUGAACUACCUGAGGCAUGGCAAACUGGUGCUCAACAGGGACUUGGCAGAGGAAGGUGUCCUGGAGGAGGCGGAGUUCUACAAUAUCACAUCAUUAAUUAAGCUCCUCAAGGACAAGAUCAGGGAACGCGACUGUAAAACAUCACAGGCUCCAGUGAAGCACGUGUACCGGGUGCUGCAGUGCCAGGAGGAAGAGCUCACCCAGAUGGUGUCCACCAUGUCAGAUGGCUGGAAGUUUGAACAGCUGGUCAGCAUUGGCUCCUCAUAUAACUACGGAAACGAGGACCAAUCUGAGUUCCUGUGUGUAGUUUCCAAGGAACUCCACAAUCAGUCAUAUGGCACAAACAGUGAACCCAGUGAGAAAGCCAAGAUUCUUCAGGAGAGGGGAUCCAGGAUGUGAAGCAUCAGUAUUACAAGCUCCAGGUAUAACGACGCAAACAUAUCAUUGACGAGGAAGAGCCUUUCACACCCCCCAGAAGACGUUAGUCCAGAGGGACAUUUGUUUCUGUGUUUUUACUCCAUUUAAUGUUUUAUUUUAUUAUGUAAAUACAUCUGUUUACUGACUUGCUGUGCCUGUAUAGUUAACCAGGACUUUUUUUUUUUUAUUUGCUGUUUCUUCCAACAAAAAAUUAUGAUUUUUUUUUUUAUUGAUAUUCUAUGAAACACGGCCAUGGUCAUAAACGGCCAAUGAUUUACUCAGGGGCUACUUUUGAGUUCUUCUUUUACCUUCUAACUCAAGGGUCUUGUAAUGAAUGAGAAUGGUCUUCUGAUAUCUAUAUCAUCAAGCAUAAACUGCUGAAAACUGUACUGUAUGUAAUAGAUAAAUGCUUACAUACACCUUGAGUAAUUGGGAUCAAAGGAGGGUCUUCUUAAUUUGGUUUUAAAAAGUGUUUAUUGCUUCCCUGACUGGUUUAGCCUCUGUAUUUUAGAGGGGACAUUCUGUUUAAUAAAGCCUUUAUUAUGGGGAGUAAGACAUUUUUGGGAAGGUUGGGGUUUAAAUGUUUAUUGAAGGUAAUGGUGAAGGAAUAUUUUUUUUAAUAUCCUUUAUCUUUUUUGAUGUACAUAAUCAAAAAAGUCCAAUAUUAAUAUUUAACUUUAACUCAAACUGCACGUUUUGUACACUAUAUAUAGUUAAACACAACUUUAAAUGUAAGUUGGUGUACUGGAUCUUACAGAGCUAGAACGUUUUGACAGUGAAAUUAUGUUAACUUGUUUUAAAAAAAUGUUUGUACAGAGGUCUGUGCAUAUUAAGAUGUAAAUCAACAUUUAAAUGGUUGAUGCAGAAUAUCUGUUUUACUUAGAACUUAACUGGAUCAUCUUUUGAUAUCCAAUAAUAAGAGAAUUAUGCCUUGGCUCAGACAUUGACUGUUAUAUUGUAGAUAGACAUAUUUGUCUUGCAAGGCUACACGUUCGUUGAGGCAUUUUCUAUUUUAGAUAGUAAAUGCCUUUAGGUUUUAUACACGGCAUUCCAAUCUCUACAGUUGAAUUAACACCAUACACAAUGCUUUCCUUAGCCUGCAACACUGUUUUAAGGGUUUAUACUACAUUUCAGGACACUUUUUAUACAGACAAUGGUUUCUGGCCUGGAGUGUGGUAUUGCUCAGUUCAAUAUAUCAUCUAAAUCUAACUUUUGAUAGUGUUGCCUUUUCCCUGUGAUGACCAAAUCCAAUGUGUUAUGUGCAGCUUACACAUUACAUUACAGUGUCAGGGAUGAGUUAACAUCUGUAUGUGCAGCAGGAGACCCAUAUUCACACACUAUUUAAUUUAAACACACACACUCUUUCCACAUUGCAAACAAUUUUGUACAAUUAAAGGUGAUAGGAUGGAUGCAUGUUUUUUGAUACAGGCGCGCACACACACACACACACAAGGGCUUUUUAAGUGGAAACUGAAAUCUGCAAAAAGGUUUCUUCAGAUUAGAGUGAGCGGUUGUUUUGCCAGAGCUAGGCUAUGUUUACAUUUGCUAUAGUAUUCUGAAGCCUUCCAGAGAUCUUCUUGCACUCCCUCACAUACCUUAACAUAGAUAUUUACUUGUUUGACUGGAGCAAAGGAAACAAGCACUCUGCACUCCAGAUUCAUUUCAAAUGCAUGUAAAUAGUUAUACUGUUAACAUAUCGUAUACAUUUCCAGGUGGUUUGCUACCACUUCAAUGUUAAAAGUGCUGGUAGACUUAAUGUGACCAAAUUAUGCAGGAUUUCAGUGGGUUUAUAGAGAUUGAAGCUCACGAGUGGAACAGCUUGAUGAGGCAGGUUUCGUAGGAUACAUUUACCAAAAUCCUUGAUUUUCCCAAGCUGGUCGGGAGUUGCUGCCAUUUUAAUUGAAUUCCACUAAAUUGAAAGAAGGGUAAAAUAGGGAAUUAUAUAUAAUAGCUGGAGACAAUCUUAUUUUUCCCUGUUUUGGUAAUUCUCCUAAGCUCAGCCAGCUUGAUUGGGUAGACUGGAAUUGGUCUUCUCCUGAGCAUUGCUGCAGUGAAAUUCUCAGCAUGUUUUUAGUUUAGUUUGCUUGGUUCAAUUUUAAUCUUAGCAGUCUGUGUACUCUGGUGUGACGUAAUAACGUCACUGUUGCUGGACACUAUUUAAUCAGCAGCACCCCUUCUAUACACUGCUAGACUACAUAUCACAGUCAUUUAACUUUAAAUAACAUUAUUCUGUUUUGUGCACCAAAGUAUCCAGUCUAUAAGAUGUUCAAGAACAGUGUGAUGAUUCAGCUGCUGACAUCGUCACUGACCAUUUUAAUGCAUGAUUAAGACGGUCACAUUAGGCUUACUAUUCCGUAGUAUAUGGAAUUUAUUUAUUUCUCGAUCAGAAUGAUGAUGCUGUUGAUAUUGAAAAUAAAUCACAAAAUCACUGUAUCACUCACUUCUGACUAUUACCAGGAUUUUAUGCAAUGUUUAAAAUAUGUACAAAAUAACUAAUGUUUAUGGGAUUAAUAAUCUUGCAUAAGGUAAACCCAAACUGAUGGUCUUGCAUAGGGUAAACUAAAUAAAAUGGUUUGAUUUUCACAUUCUUA
Molecule: messenger RNA, 3396 nt
Organism: Esox lucius (northern pike)
Lineage: Eukaryota; Metazoa; Chordata; Actinopteri; Esociformes; Esocidae
Gene: kctd5b
Product: potassium channel tetramerization domain containing 5b
Exons: 6
Coding region: 113-787 (224 amino acids)
Biological process (GO): proteasome-mediated ubiquitin-dependent protein catabolic process; protein homooligomerization
Cellular component (GO): cytoplasm; Cul3-RING ubiquitin ligase complex
Molecular function (GO): cullin family protein binding
Source: RefSeq, a predicted model, not a curated record